GAUGUGACAGUCUUCGUAGUUGUGGAUGCAAGGAGGACUAAACCCAACGUGCAGUAGUUUGUCAAGCAUCUAGUAUCUAGUAGAAACUGAAAACCGGGUUUGUUUUUAAUACGGCCGCGAAAUAUUCUUCUGUGUCUAAUUGAGGGAGUUUUUGUUCUUACCAAAAUCAUGUUCACAACCUACGUAAAGAAUCUGAAUGAUAUGGUAUUUUCUACGUCUGAGAGCCCCGAGGAGCAGCAGAGCACUGGAGUCUUGGGCCGAAUCGGGAGCUGGCUCUCUCCAUGGAGGGGAAAGGCUCCAACUAGUCCCACUGAAAAUGCCUCUGCGAGUAGCGGUCAGGCUCUUAAGUCAGAGGAGGAAAAGGAGAGUGAGGAAUCUGUGAGACUCUGUGGGACAGGGACACGAGAGUCGGAGCAGGAGGAGGAGGGCCGACUAUCCAAUCGCAAUCCACUCCGUCCCUCCGGAGACAUUUUCCCUUGUGAAGAGGUGGACGCCACUCGGUCUGCCCACAGAGACGGCUCUGUUGCGAGCAGCGCUGAGAAAGCGGAUCCAAAGAAGGAGGAGCUGGUGGAGUGCAGGACAAAGAGAGUCGUGCAAGGCAAGCAGAGGGAGGAGAGCGGCACCGGCACAUUAGCCGGCGGGACAGACGCCCGUCAGGUGACACAUCAGUCCUCCUCCGCAGAGCAGGGCGUGGCGAGGGCGUCUGACCUUGCCCCCGGCCGGCCUCACGCACAGAGACAAGCGCAGGCGGGCCGGAGGCUCCAUGUGUACCUGGAGGAGACCAGCGUCACCCACUGCGACCAGAACACCUGCGCUGGACAGGACAUCGUCCAAGUCACCAAAAAGAACCUAAACGUCCUCGCCAAAGCAAAUUCAUCUCCAAGUUUGGAUUUGAGCAAAAGUUCAGCAAGAGCAGAGGACAAACGGACAAAUGUGAGGCCUGUAGUUGGGGGACAGAGUUAUUACAGUGCCCUAGUGGGGGUGUCGCUGAAAGCACACAAAGAGUUGCAGUCAGAGCCUGAAGCUGAAGGACCAACAGAGGCUUGCAGCAUGGGGCGUAAAAACGCAGCCAGAAGGAAAGUCAGGAAGAACUCUCAGGGAGAAGAAGGCAACAGCUCCCAGGGAAAGAUGUCCCCCGGCGUCCAACAUGUCCCAGAGGGAAUCUCCACAACAGGCGACCCAGUAACCAGCCCUAAAGCCAGAAGUCCAAAGUCUGACGUGGGAGAGUCCUCUGUAAGCUCCUCCCCAAAGCCCGACGCGCCCUCUCAGGCCUCACCUGAAGGAGCAGAGAAUGAGUCACCCUGCCCCGAUAAAGCCGAGCUGUCGGACAACCUCCAGGACUCAAACUCAGUCAUCGCAGCCACUCCGCCACGUGCAGUUGAUGGACCCGCAGACAUGGAGGGUGACGGCAGUGUUUACAAAGUAGAGCGGAGGACGGAGACACCAGAGUCCAAACGCAGGAGUCUCAAGGUUUCUCGAAGCGAGGUGAAGUUUUUUACUAAGUAUGUGCCUCUGGAUCCUAAGAAACAUUCGGCCGGAGAAUCCGAGGAAUUUGAAGCAGCAUUGAAGAAGCACAAAGAUGAAGCAAAGGAUUACCAGAAAACAGAGCGUGAUGCCAGACUAAACAAGCUUAAGAACAUUGACGAGGAGCCCAAGCCAGUCGCUGGCGCCGUUUCGGAUAAAAUCACCCUCUUUGAGCGCCCUGCAGAAGGAGUUAACAAACGGACCAUCCAAAGUCCGAGAAGCGCCGACGUCUCUCCAGUGAGGAACGCCCGUUUAUUGUUGUCAGAAAACAGGUCGAGAUCAGUUGAGUGUUCCAGCACGGGCAGGUCCAGCUCGCCAUCGGCCGUCGGGGACAGUGCGAUGACGAUCAAAGACCGAGCGAGGAACUUUGAGGGGGCAUCUGAAAGAAAGAAGAAGCCGGUGAUGCCUCGAAAGCCAGACAUUGUAGGAAUGUCUCAGAAGGCUACCUCAUCUGUUGUACCAAAGUCAUCAGAGGUAGACAAUCAGGGUCAACUGGAUACCGAAAAGCAAAUACAGCAAGCAAAGCCUGAGAUAACAUUAAAACCGGAUGGACAAGAUAGCACCGCUGCAGGGUUAGAGAUUUCCAUUCCAAAAGAACAAUCAACAGACUCCAAUUCAAACAGCAAAGUGUCCGGGAGAACAUCAGACCGGGGCACGAAAUCUAACAGUGUUGAAACGAAUGUUCCGCCUACAAGUCCCGGUGAUUCUAAAGAACUGACUGACAUGAUCAGCCCACAGGCCAAAGGCCCAAGCAGAAAAGGCCCCCGCUCCAAAAGGAGAAAAGGCCUGGAGCCCACCGGCCCCACCAGCCCGACGAGUGAAAGCCCUCCGGAUCGCUCCGCGAGUAAGCCACAGCUCACUGCUAAUAAACAGCAACAGGUGGACGAGGCCGCUUGUGCCCCUAAACCACUCACGGAGAAAGCCUCAUUUCCAUCCGAUAGAGCCCAGGGAAACACAGAAGCCCAGCAGGAAGCGUUGAAGAAAGAGCCACAGGUGUUAGGAAAUCAAAAGAAGAAGUUGGAUUCUUCAUUUAAAAAGAAGAGCAUUGAGAAACCAGUGAACAGACAGGAGGGAAUACCUGAACCGUCAAUCAACAAGGAUGAACCCGAUACUGCUGCUGGUAGCAGCGGAACCAAGGCGCCGGUCGACAAGGAUCCUGUUAUUUCACCUCAAAAGAAGAAAGAGGCAGGAGAACACGGCCACUUAUUCCCUCGGAGGAGAGAGAAGGCCUCCGAGGAAGGCACAGAAACUUCCACCUCCUCCCCCACCUCCGCCGCGCCGGUAGAACAACCUAUUAAGAAGACUGGUUUGAUAGAGCAAGAGCCACCUGUUGAACAGCCGAAAGAAGAAUCACCAGUGGAGGCUAAAUCUACCGAGGCGAAUAAAAAAGACACGGGGCGAACACAGAAGGACGUAGAACUAAUAGAUCAGGCUUUGAGUAAAGAUGCUGGCAAAUUGGAACAGGCUGAGAGCAAAAAAACGAAUCAGACUGAGAAGCACAACAGAGACAAAGCACAGCAGCUUCUGCGUCGUGAUAAAAACACGGCCGCGGUUUCAGAGAGCAGACGGGGUUUCUCAGAGGCAGAGGGGUGUGCGGUGAGGAAUGACCGGGCAAAGAAUUCUGAAAGAAAAGAUGAGCCACAGCCAGCGGAAGUCACAACAAAACCAGAAUCAAAUCGCCCAGAACCAGACCCUCCGUCCUCAGAACUGAGCAGGCCCCAAACCGGGCCUCCGCGGUCGCCGGCGAGGCCUGCGGAGUUCCCCGGAACGGCGAGAGACCCGCAGCCUCCUUCCGCGUCCCCGGAGAAAACGGAGAAUUCCCCAGAUGACUCACGUGCGGGUGGAGCUGACGGCGCUCGCUCCCCGAGGCCGAAGCCGAUCACCACAGCAACCGCGGCCGCUGAGAAAGCGGCUGUGAAAGCUGCGGACGGGGCCCCGUCGGCGCUGGCGCCCGCGGAGCCCGGUAGCGUGUCGCCAAAGGGUCCGUCAGAUAAGGAGGUUUUGCCUCCUUCUGCCUCAAAACCUUUGAGCGGCGGCGUAGCGAGGCAGGAUGCUGGUGGGUCCUUGAAAGACUCGGGAGACGUUACGAAACCAGCUCCAACACCUCAGCAGCGUGAAGGAUCUCCCGAUAUUGCGAGUGCAAGCGAGAUCACCAAAGAAACCGAUGGCGCUGCUUCCGACCCCAAGGCCAAUGCGGUAGAGAAGACAGUGAAGGAACUUUCACCUGUGGCUACAUGUCAUAUCUCCCCACCUUCACGACUCAGCGCAGUCGAGAAGGAGCAGGCCAAGGAAAAACCAAGAAAAGCUCCGAGAGGAACCCCUCCCCCGCGUGCUAACGACGCGAUCCAAGACAUGACCCAGCAUCCAACCGCCAAGAAGCACCACUUUCCUCGGGGGCGAAGCAGAGACGAUUCUGAAACCCGGCGAGAUGCUCCUUCGAGCUGGCUGGAUGUGGAUUUCCCCAGACGGACGCUGAAAGUCUCGACGGCCAAACUGACCUCCUCUGGAAGUGAGAACAAUCUUCUGGACACCUCCGGCGACCUGGAUGAUAACAAUUUCAUUGAGAAAAUCCGAAAGCUUUGUGCACCGUUCUCCCUCCCGCCGCGCAAACACAACCCCCUCCGCACACCGCAGCCGCCGUUCGCCAUGCCCGCCAUCAAGGAAGCCCGCUUUGAGAAGACGUUUGACCCCGAGGAGUUCAAGUUCGGCUUGAGCAAGAAGAGCCAAUUCAGCGUGGACGCGAGCCCGAGCCUCCUAACCUCCAAGUACCAGGAAAAGGAGACAAAAAACAUCCUUAAGCCCGCCAGGGCGAGUUUGGCGGACAGGAGCAUGCUGCUCGGCAUUCUGGACCCUCACUCCCGCCUCAGGGACAACACCCCCGUCAAAGAUGAGGACGAUGUCAAGGAAGAGAGAGACGAGCAGAUCAAGGUGAAGUCUCGCCUGGAGGGGAGCUGCGUCCUCAACAGCCUCAGCUCCUCCAUCCUCAGAGCGAAGAGGAAUGGAGCCGUGUCACCCGGCGACGCCCCGCAGCUGAGCCCCACACUGGAACAUCAGCCGCCCCCGCCGAGCCCGACCGCCGGCGCUGCACUCAGAGACACGCGGGCCCCGAGCUUCAGGGAGGAAGCCCGGACCGCCGGCUCUGUGCCCGGUGACUCAGGCCUUCCACUUCCUGCUUUUAACGACACCAAGCUGCCGGACUAUUUGGAGAAGUACCUCCCACAAGAACCAGCGAAGCCAGAGCACAGCAUAAAAGGAGAGGAGCGAGUCACAGCCGAGGUUACUGGAAAAAUGACAUCUGCAGCAUCUGGAGUCGAGGCAGACCUCGCUGGGAAACUAGGUCCAGCGCUUCCUGCGCCUCCACGUCUUCCUGAGAUUCCUCCGGGCGCACAGCCUACCCGGUUUGAGCUUAACAAGCCGCCGGCUUUGCCACAGGCAGUGGUGAGAAAUAAUAUAAGAACUCAAAAGGGAUUUCACAAGCGCCCCGGAAAGAUGGUGUUGUUUGAAAAACCUCAGUUCAGUGGCCAGGUGCAUGAGAUCUACCGGGAUAUGGCAGAUGCUACGUCUUUGCAGCUCUCGCCUCUGAUAUCUGUGAAGGUUGUUAGAGGAUGUUGGGUGAUCUAUGAGAAGCCGGACUUCCAGGGACGCUGCAUCGCCUUGGAGGAGGGAUGCAGUGAAUUGACAAACAUGUGGGCAGACUCCGGUCCGGAGACAGAACCACAGAACAGCCCACCAAUGCUAAUAGGCUCGAUUCGACUGGCUGUCUCGGAUUAUUCCCUCCCCCACAUUGAUCUGUUUACUGAACCGGAUGGCCUCGGCAGGGUGACACCUUAUCACGACGACACCAUAGAGACGGGCUCGUUUGGCGUCCCGCUGAGCACCGGUUCCAUCCGAGUGCACUCGGGGGUGUGGCUGGUGUUCAGUGACCCCGGCUUCCAAGGCAUGAUAUCUGUCCUGGGGACGGGAGAGUACCCGCUUCCCGACUCCUGGGGCUUCACGUCACCCUUUGUUGGAUCUCUUAGACCACUUAAAAUGGGUGGUUUCAAAGUGGAGAAUCCCAAUGAAGUCAAGGCUGUGUUGUAUGAAGAGCCCGGCCUUGCGGGUGCCGGUUUGGAAAUCGACAGUGACGUUUUCAGUUUUGGUGAAAGUCAAGGAGACGUCACGGGCGCCGCCGGAGCAAACGCGGACUCGGGGAAACCGGUUUCUGUGGCUUCUUUAAAGAUCAUGGGAGGGCUCUGGGUGGGCUACAGCGAGCCGGCGUUCGAGGGCCAGCAGUACAUCCUGGAGGAGGGAGAGUACCUGCACUGCGGCGACUGGGGCGGCUCUGACCGGCUGGGCUCCCUGCGACCGAUCUCGGCCGAUUUCAUGUCUCCACACCUGAAAAUGUUCAGCGACAAGGAUUUCGGUGAGCUGGGAGUCAACAUCGGCCUCACGGUGCCCGUUAUUGACAUGGACGCCACGGGCUACGGCGUGAAGACACAGUCCAUUGACGUCUUCAGUGGCGUCUGGGUGGCGUUUGAGGAGCCGGGCUUCUGUGGCGAGUGCUACCUUCUGGAGAAAGGCCUGUACGGAAGCCCAGAGGACUGGGGGGCGCUGCAGCCCAGGGUGGCCUCAGCAAUGCCUGUUGUGUUGGAUGAUUUUGAGAAUGCAGCUAAAUUCAAGUUGCAGAUUUUCUCUGAACCGGGUUUCCAGGGCUCCGUUGUCCCCCUGGAGGACAGUGUGGCCUCGCUGCAGGACGCCGUCUCUGUGUCCUCAUGCAAGGUCCUGGCUGGAAGCUGGCUGGCGUUCGAGGGCCGGGACUUCACUGGCAGAAUGUAUUUGUUAGAACUGGGGAGCUACCCUGACCUGAGGGCAAUGGGCUGCGCCAAUGCGAAAUCCUCCAUCCUGUCGCUGCAGACCGUUGGCUUUGAGUUUUCGCUGCCGUCGAUCACCCUGUUUGAGCGCUGCGGCCUGUGGGGCAAGCGGGUGGUGCUGACGGAUGGAUCGGUGAACCUCCAGCUGGUGGGAGGCUGCAGCAGAGUCCAGUCUGUGCUGGUGGAAGGAGGCAUAUGGGUUUUAUACGAGGGAAUCAACUAUCGGGGUCCUCAGAUUUUACUGAAACCUGGUGAAGUGCCCGACUGGCGCAAGAGCAGCAGCUGGCAGACAAUCGGAUCCCUUCGCCCUCUCAUGCAGAAGCGAGUGCCCUUCCGUUUAAGGAACAGACAGACGGGGCUCAUGCUGUCAGUGACCGGAGAUUUGGAUGACGUCAAACUGAUGCGGGUCCAAGAAACGGAGGAGACCGACGGAUUCGAACAGAUCUGGCACUACCAAAACGGGCACCUCCACUGCAAGCUGCUGGAGGAGUGCUGCCUGAGUCCCAGCGGCAGCGUGACGAUGGCAGGAAGCCGCGUGGGUCUCUCCCCGGAGCCAAACAACCAGGACAACCUGUGGAGCAUCACGCCUCAGGGAUUUAUCCGCUACAGCCAAACGUCUGAUCUGGUCCUGGAGGUCAAAGGGGGGAAGCUCUACGACAAAAACCAAGUCAUUCUAAACAAACUCAAUCCAGCUAAACUGGAUCAACAGUGGGAUGUGGAGAUCAUAUGAAAACUUACGAGCUGCUGGACUGGAUCCUUAACAAUUUGAGAGGAACACUUCCACCAAAGGCUCCGUUAUGUGUCAGUUGCAAGGCAACUGCUCACAAACGAGGUACAGAGUUGGAAAGUUCUGGAGCUGCUGCAGGAGGAAUACAAAAACGUCGGAGCGGAGGAACAACACGGAGGGCUGUGGAUGAAUCCGUAAGAAUGUAUUAAUACCCAGAGCGUAGCCUGAACGUUACUUCAUAUUACACUACACUUGACCAGUACUAUAUCCUCAAGCUUAUUUUUUGUCUACCUGAUAAAUUGUGUAAAAACAGUGUUAAAACAGUUCCAUAUCUUUACCAAACGUUCUAUUGUUUAUGUACGUGUAUACAGAAAUAUCCUUAUUUCUAAGCUGCAUCCAAAUUGAGGGGGAAAAAAGAAAAUUACAAUGUCUCCUGACUCCUUUCCUUUGUUUAAUCUACAAAGCACAAAACUCUUUUCAGAAUAAUACAUUUAUUUGUGUCAAUAAACUUGUUAAAUACAUUGCACAGCAAGGUGCAGACUUAAUGCUUGAGAUUUAAAGAUCCAUCAUUUGUGUUUGCCCAAUGUUUAAAUGACAUCUUUUUGUUCUGUAUUCACAUGUCAGUUGCAAUAUAAUGUAGGGAAAUAUUCCCAUGGUUAUGACGCGGGUAUUGUCAAAUAAACAUGGACAAGAAAAA
Gasterosteus aculeatus aculeatus (three-spined stickleback) is the source of this 7798-nucleotide messenger RNA. RefSeq lists its product as uncharacterized. Gene Ontology annotation, molecular function: structural constituent of eye lens. Gene Ontology annotation, biological process: lens development in camera-type eye; visual perception. The record is from RefSeq and is a predicted model, not a curated record. NCBI's taxonomy places the organism in Eukaryota, Metazoa, Chordata, Actinopteri, Perciformes, Gasterosteidae.